Aphis gossypii (cotton aphid) is the source of this 2748-nucleotide messenger RNA. RefSeq lists its product as uncharacterized. The record is from RefSeq and is a predicted model, not a curated record. Bases 1386 to 1751 code for a protein of 121 amino acids. The transcript is spliced from 3 exons. NCBI's taxonomy places the organism in Eukaryota, Metazoa, Arthropoda, Insecta, Hemiptera, Aphididae.
AGUAAUUGAUUUGGUAUUUAUAGUUCGUCAUUUCUCCCAUCGCACACGAGUACACGACACAACAUUUUAUGACCUCAACACCAACUAAAUACUGCCAUAGACGACAUACAGUCAUAUAAUAUGAAGAUUUUCUAGUGUUAUUAAUUUCAUUUAAAUGUAAUAGGCAGGGCUAGGAUUUGUAUGCAAUAAAAAAUUGUAAAAUAUGCAUUUUAUUUACCAAAAUAUGCGUUUUAAUUUUUUAAAUACACAUACAAAAAUAUAGUUACAAAAAUAUAUUUAUUUAUUGAAAUACAUCAAUAUGGUUAGCUGAUUGUCAUAUAAUACGCGUAUAAUUGAGAUUAAAAAUUAAAUUAUUUAUUUAUUUUUCACGUGCAUUAGUUAUUAUUUUAGCAAUAAAAUUUAUAAUUCUUAUUCAAUAGUAGAAUUAAUAUGUGUAUUCUAUGCUACGACCACAUAUUUUUUUUUAAUUUUCGAAUAUAAAUGGUCGGCGAACGUACCUAGUAUAUUGUACCAUAGGAUUGCAUUUAUAAAAAUGAAAUUUAUAUUUUACCAAAAAACCAAGUUAUAGACUUUGAUCAAUUUAAUUACUAUCGGCUUAAAUACAAUAAAUACAAUCAUACUAAAUAUGUAAAAAUAUGCAUUAAAUAUGCAAAAACAUGCAAAAUAAAAAUAGGACCAUUUUCAUCACAAUAAUAUAAAUCGCGGACAUUACUCACUUAAAUUUCAUUUGGAUGUAGCAAAAAAAAAAAUGCUGUUGCAUAUAAAUUUUAGCCCUGGUAAUAAGUAUAGUAUUGAUAUUAGUUGUGAUUAAGUUUAGCCGACCUAUCAAUUCGGAUUCAAUUUACUGGUUAAUAAAAAAUUAAUUUAACAAUUUGGGACUCAAUUUACCUAGACCCGGUCGUACUCACAGUCAUGCGUCCUUGUGAGCUGUGACGGGGUCGUCGACAUACGUAUUCACUCACUUUAGAAAAUGAAACAUAUUCGUAAUAUUACGGGAUAAUAGAAAAAUGAAAAUGACAUAUGACCGUAGCGAGGGCGUUUGCGCGGUUUUUGGCCGUAACCUUUCGGCGAAGGGUAUUGGCGACCGCGCGCCUGUCUCGACUUCCCUUCAUAGCACCACGUGCUCAUAAGCUUUAUAAUCGAACACUCGGACCUGCUAGCAGUUAGUACAACGCGUGAAAAGCACCAAACUCGAUCAUACAUGCUUAAAACCGUCGUCGACAUUUAAUCGUGCGGUUUUUUUUUAUGUUAUUCUUUUCACCACGGCCACAUAUUAUACGGUCCGUCGUCGGAUAAUUUCUUGUCGGACAUCGGUACUGUACAUUUUAUUAAACACCGUUUUUCUCGAUAAACAAGUACGCCAAUAAACAUAAAUAAUAUAUAAAAUGGGGUGCGGUGGUUCGACGAUGCCAAUGCCGCCUAUGCCGACCGAGGAAUUCAACAAAAUGAGAUUGGAAAUACCAUCACCCAUAGCGUUUAGCGUUCCGUUGACCGAAGAAGAAGAAAGCGUCGUGAAAAAACAUCCGCCAAAGAGACUGAGGAUGUUAGAGGGACAGCAAUCACCGCCGCUAACCCAUGAAAUGUUGUUGGAGAAAAUGGCGGAUGCCGAAAAUAGACGACAACAGAUCCUAAGCCAGAGGAUAGAGUCGGCCAAGACGCUGAUGCGGCCCCGAUACAACAGCGCCAACAAGAUGAACGCCGACGAUGCGUUGGUGGAGGAUGCAGAUAACGUGGGCGAAGAAGAUUCUUAAAAAAUAAUAAUUAUUAUGCCUAUUUAAAAUUAUUUAUAUACCUACAAUAAAACAUGUCCAUCAUAUUAUACGGUUUUAUCGCGUAUUAGAUGAAAACGUUACUGUUGUUCUGUUUACGUAUAUAAUAUAUUUAUCAAACAUUUAUUAUAAUAAUUAAUUGUUAAUUCUGAUAUUUUAUUUUAGCCGCAUUCGCCUAUUUAAUUUUUACACACUUUUAAUGAUUGCAUUUUGUAUAUUAUUAUAGGUAAGAAUAUUAUAGCGAACUGUACAAAUAAAGUUACAGCGAGUAGGUAAUAAAAUAUGCUUCCUUUUAGACUUUCCGUUACAUAUUGCAUCAAGUAUGUAUAAUGCCCAAAUACGAUUACGUUCGUUAUUUUCCAGAUAAUCUAAACACAUACAUGUACAUGUACAUGUAUUAUAUAUAAUGUAUACAUAUAAUCCUAAUAUAAUUUUUUUUUGCUUUGUAUUGUUUAAAAAUUAAAAUGUAAAAGAAAAUAACCAAAAAAGAGUUAAGCGGGUCCUCUUAAAAAUAUAAGUUGGCAAUUAAUGCGAACGCUGAGCUUACAUUUAUCAGUUUUCAAUUUUGUAUACAAUAGGUUAUACAAUAAUAUGUUAUCAUGUAUUCGUUACCAUCGUAUAAUUUUCACUGCAGUGACUUCAAACACAUAUUAGGCGGGAAAAAAUAUCACCCCUCUCCCAUUGAUUUUAAUGAAAAACUAUAAAUAUAGUUAAGUACCUCACAGGGUUUGUCGCUGCGUGCCUACAAACAUUUUCUAUCACAGUCUAGUCAAGUCUGCCAAAUCAAUACCAUAUGCAGUUGUGAUUUGUAUUAAUACCUAUAUUAGUUAAUUAUCGAUUUAUUAUCAUUAUUGUUGUUGUUAUAUUAUUAUGUUUGAAGGUUUAUCGAUUAUAUUGUAAUAAUAUUCGUUUUAAUGUUUCUAUUAUAUGAUAUUUAUAUAUAUAUAUAUUCAUGUAUACGUAAUAUGUUUAAGUAUAU